AUGGCCAAUGAGAUACGGCUCUCUCGACUUCGUUCACCUAACGGUACCACCUCCCGGUUCACCACAGAAGACAUACCUCCCCCAACACCUACACACAUCGAAGACAUCUUUCAGUCCUCAUCAUCAACGACUCUCGCCCCACCGGAUCCCGCGGUGUCGCCAUGGAAGCGCACGCUGUUCGACCUGCUCGAAGAGCCCACGUCAAGCCCUGGCGCAUUCCUCGUGCAUGUCCUCACCACUUCAUUAAUCGUCAUAUCCGCCCUCGUGACGAUUCUCGAGACAGUUCCGAGCUUUCACGGAAAGAGCUUCCGCGUGUGGUUUGGGCUCGAGACGAGCUUGGUUGUCUUGUUCACUAUUGAAUAUGUCGCACGGUGCUUUGCAUGGAGUGCGACCUGGAUGGGGCUGGCUAAAUGGAUGUUCUCGUUCUACGGGGUUGUGGACAUGCUUGCAAUCUUGCCGUACUACAUAGAGCUCAUCCUGCAGCAGGAUACUAGCGCCCUCUUCCGGUUCUCGAUCCUUCGCAUGUUCCGUCUUCUUCGUGUCUUCAGACCCUUCCGACACAACAGCACCCUCCUUCUCACUAUCGAAGUUAUGUACCUCGCUAUCCGACGCUCGCAGCAUGCGCUUCUCGCUCUGAGCUUCUUCAUUUUCAUGGUGCUCACUGUGUUCAGUACUCUCCUCUAUUUCACCGAGCGAGGGACAUGGGAUGACACAAUCGAGACCUUCGUCAACUCAGACGGUGAUCCGACGCAGUUUUCGUCUAUACCUGUCGCCGCGUGGUUUGUCCUCGUCACAAUAACCACAGUCGGCUACGGCGAGAUCACGCCCCGCUCCUUCCUCGGUAAACUCAUCACCAUCCCCCUGCUCGCCUUUGGCCUGCUGCUCAUCGCACUCCCGAGCUUUGUCCUCGGCCGCGAGUUCAGUAUCGUCUGGAACGAGAUGACGCGCCAGGUCGGCAACAUCGAAACAGGUUCCGUCCCAGACACCCCGCGCGAGCGCGACCCCAUCUCUGACCCGUUCCUCGGCACCAUCUCCAGCCUCUCGCACUACGGCCACGGCCACGGCAGCGGCAGCGGCAGGAGCAGCAGCGACCUGAGCAACCGCAAGCUCGCGCACAACCAGGUCGAGCUCUCGCACCAGAUCGCGGACCUGCGCGCGCUCGUCGAGGCGCAGAGCGAGGUCAUCCGCGACCUCGCUGCGCUCCUGAGCGGCCACAAGGCCAAGGCCGACCCGAAUUCGAGCUCGGGGGAUCUGGCUGCGGGGCGGUCUCCGGUUCCUCCGUCGAAGACGGGUGCGGGAUAUGGACUGGGGAUGUCGAUGUCGAAUAGCAGCAGGGGGUUCGGAGGGGAUAGCUAGCCCUCGAUGUGGAGAUGAGUUAUGGGUGGAUAGUGGGUACUGUACCUAGUGCUUAAUGUUGGUGAUAAUACG
Coniophora puteana RWD-64-598 SS2 is the source of this 1428-nucleotide messenger RNA. RefSeq names its product voltage-gated potassium channel. Gene Ontology annotation, cellular component: membrane. Gene Ontology annotation, molecular function: voltage-gated potassium channel activity. NCBI's taxonomy places the organism in Eukaryota, Fungi, Basidiomycota, Agaricomycetes, Boletales, Coniophoraceae. The record is from RefSeq and is a predicted model, not a curated record. The coding region runs from base 1 to 1356 and encodes 451 amino acids. The transcript has 10 exons. Gene Ontology annotation, biological process: potassium ion transmembrane transport.